This is a messenger RNA of Rhododendron vialii, 4047 nucleotides long. RefSeq names its product transcription initiation factor TFIID subunit 12b. Gene Ontology annotation, biological process: RNA polymerase II preinitiation complex assembly; DNA-templated transcription initiation. The transcript has 14 exons. Bases 56 to 3550 code for a protein of 1164 amino acids. The record is from RefSeq and is a predicted model, not a curated record. Gene Ontology annotation, cellular component: SAGA complex; SLIK (SAGA-like) complex; transcription factor TFIID complex. Gene Ontology annotation, molecular function: DNA binding; TBP-class protein binding; protein heterodimerization activity. Lineage: Eukaryota; Viridiplantae; Streptophyta; Magnoliopsida; Ericales; Ericaceae.
UCGCUCGCUCGCUCGCUUUCUCUCUCUCUCCCCGACUCCGAUCAAAUACUCAAACAUGGCGGAGAAUCCGUCGACGAUCUCGUCCCCAAUCCCAAUCCAACACCCCAAUCCCAUCGACUCUUCAAUUCCUCAAAACUCCGUUAACCCUAACAUCCCUUCUCCUUCUAAUAUCUCCCAAUCCCCUUCAAUUGAUAACCUCCCGCAACAACAACAGCAAAUCACAUCACAACAACUACAAUGGAUGCAACAAAAAUUUCAACAACAGCAGCAGCAGAGAACGGCGUUGAUGGCGAGGUUGAAUCUGCAGCAGCAGCAGGCGGAGAUUUUCGGAGGGGGACAACAGCAGCAGGAGCAGAAUCAGCAGCAACAGAUGGCACUGUCUGCCGCGUUUAUCGGUCAGACCGGGCACCUGCCCAUGUUGUCCGGCCAAGGUGCGGCGGUUGCUGCCCCACAGUUGAAUUUGCAAUCCCAGUUGUUAUCGAAACUGCAAUCUCAAAGCCUUCCAAGGACAUCAUUUAUGAACCCCCAGUUAUCUGAGUUGGCUCAGAAUGAACAGCAGGCCAUGAACUCUUUGGCGCAGCAACAAUUGUUGAAGCAAAUGCCAGCUCUGUCCUCUCCUAAUUCCCCUUCAUAUCGUCUUCAACAACAGAUGCAGCAACAAAUACUUUUGCAGCAACAAUUGGCUUCUUCUUUGCAGUUGCAGCAAACUUCAAUGGCAUUGAAUCCACAACAGUUAUGCCAGCUCAUUCAGCAACAGCAACCAAAUAUACAGCCGCAACUCCAUCAACAACAACUGCAGCAGCAACAACAACAACAGCAGCAGCAGCAGCAGCAGCAACCAUCACCUCCACCCCAACAGGUUUUAAAUGAACAGCAGCAGCAGUCUCCGAGGAUGGCAGUGCCAGCAGGCCAAAAAUCUCUAAGUUUGACAGGAUCACAGCCAGAUUCUACUGCAACAGGAACAACUCCUCCGGGGGGGAGUUCUAGUCUAGGAACAGAAGCAAGCAACCAACUUCUUGGGGAGAAACAGGAUUUGGUUUCACAGGUGGAUUCACAAGGAAAGUUGGACCCGGAUGUUGAAGAUCUUCUUUUGGAGAUUGCUGAUGAUUUCAUUGACUCGGGUGACAAUGCUUGCAAGUUCUUUGACUGGGUUGACUUGCCCACAUGUGAGAGAGGGAAGGAAUUUGGGAACCGGAUAUUGAAGAAGAACAUGGAUUUGCAUAAGAAUGUUGAAGACUUGCAUAAACAAUUUCUAGAUUUGAAGAAGACAGAAAUAGAUUUGAAGGCAGAAAUCCGAGAGUUGAAGGAGAGGGAAAAUGUGUUCGGACUUAAGAUGGAACAGUGGCAGAAGAGGGAGGAGUGGCUUGUAAUGGAGAUCAACUAUAUGAUUAGAAAAUUUAAGGAGAUGGAAGAUCGGUGUACACUGAAGAUGGAAGAGCGGAAGAACAAGGAGGAUUGGAUUAUAUUGGAGAUGGACGAGGUAAUUGAGGGUGAAGGUGGAAGAGGUAGAAGCAAAGAAUGUGAGUUUGAGAGCAUGGACAAUGUGAUGUUUUUUGUUGGAAUUUUCAGACCAAGAGAAAUAGAAAUGGACAAAACGAGACAUUUUUCUGCAGGCUUACCUUCAACUUUUGAAACAUAUUACCCACAAAAAGAAAUCCCAAGAAAGCGUGGGGCAAAAGGUCGGCCGUGUAGCAAACACCUACACCCUCCAAAUUUUCCCAGUAACCAAACACAUCCUAGGGAAAACAUGGCGGAGAAUCCGUCGACGACCUCAUCCCCAAUCCCAAUCCCAAUCCAACACCCCAAUCCCAUCGACUCUUCAAUUUCUCAAAACCCCGUUAACCCUAACAUCCCUUCUCCUUCUAAUAUCUCCCAAUCCCCUUCAAUUGACAACCUCCCACAACAACAACAGCAAAUCACGUCACAACAACAACAACAACAACAAUUGUUGCAACAACAAUUUCAACAACAGCAGCAGCAGCAGCAGAGUAAUAAUAAUUUGAUGGGGGGAUCGAAUUUUCAAAUACAGCAAGGGCUACAGAGAAAUGCGUCGAUGGCGAGGUUGAAUCAGAUGCAGCAGCAGCAGCAGUACGGUGUGGCGGGUGUGGGGCCCGGUGCGAUGCGGCAGCAGGCGGGGAUUUACGGGCAGAUGAAUUUCGGAGGGGGACAACAGCAACAACAGCAGAAUCAGCAGCAACAGAUGGCGCGGUCGGCCGCGUUGAUCGGUCAGACCGGGCACCUGCCCAUGUUGCCCGGCCAAGCUGCGGCGGCUGCUGCACAGUUGAAUUUGCAAUCCCAGUUGUUAUCGCCAAGACAAAAAACAGGGCUGGUACAAGGAUCCCAGUUCCAUCCGGGAAAUUCGCCCGGGCAACCUUUGCAAGGAAUGCAAGCAAUGGGAAUGAUGGGAGCGCUCAACUUGAGCCCACAAAUUAGAGCAAAUGGAAACCUUGCAUAUUCCCAACAGCGGAUGAACCCUGGGCAAAUAAGGCAGCAAUUGUCACAACAAACUGCGCUCGCCUCAAAUCAGAAACUGCAAUCUCAAAGCCUUCCAAGGACAUCGUUUAUGAACCCCCAGUUAUCUGGGUUGGCUCAGAAUGGACAGCCCGCCAUGAACUCUUUGGCGCAGCAACAAUGGAUGAAGCAAAUGCCAGCUAUGUCCUCUCCUAAUUCCCCUUCAUAUCGUCUUCAACAACAGAGGCAGCAACAAAUGCUUUUGCAGCAACAAUUUGCUUCUUCUCCGCAGUUGCAGCAAACUCCAAUGGCAUUGAAUCCACAACAGUUGUCCCAGCUCAUUCAGCAACAGCAACCAAAUAUACAGCCGCAACUCCAUCAACAACAACUGCAGCAGCAGCAGCAGCAGCAACAACAACACCAGCAGCUGCAGCAACAGCAACAACAACCAUCACCUCCACCCCAACAGUUUUUAAAUCAACAGCAGCAGCAGUCUCCUAGGAUGGCAGUGCCAGUGGGCCAAAAGUCUCUAAGUUUGACAGGAUCACAGCCAGAUGCUACCGCAUCAGGAACAACUACUCCGGGGGGGAGUUCAAGUCUAGGAACAGAAGCAAGCAACCAACUUCUUGGGAAGAGAAAGAUACAAGAUUUGGUUUCACAGGUGGAUUCACAAGGAAAGUUGGACCUGGAAGUUGAAGAUCUUCUUUUGGAGUUUGCCGAUGACUUCAUUGACUCGGUAACUACAUUUGCAUGCAGUUUGGCAAAGCAUCGGAAAUCUUCAACUCUAGAAUCCAAGGAUGUGCUGCUACACCUAGAGAAAAACUGGCGUUUGACCAUCCCUGGUUUCUCAAGCGAAGAGAGAAAAUACCAACAGAAUCAUCCAUCAAGUGAUCUCCACAAGAAGCGUCUCGACAUGAUACGCGCGUUGAUGGAGUCUUCACACUCUGAAGCAAAUAUGAAUAACGGUAAAGAGGUAGCCAGACCAGGGCUCAUCAAUCCAGCUGGCACGAACCACUUGAUUAGACCUUCCCCGAGUUCAGAUCAGUUGGUUUCACAAUCAAAUGGUCCUCAAAUGCUGCAACAAGUAACUCGGUUUUGAUGAAAUACAUAACGCCUUGGAUUCGUCGUGGUGUACACGGAGCUUCUUGGUUUGAAUGGUGAAAGAGCAAGCUGUAGUUAAAGUGGUAUACAUAUGAUUUAUGAGAGAACUAUGAAGAAGAAUCAGCUAAUGACAAUCUGCUAAGCGAUCAUUGAUAUCAGUUGAAGAUGGAGUGUAUGAUUAUCCCAUUGAGUUCAUUGUGCCAUGGAGCAGAGCAGCACAAUAUAAGUUACACUGGAUGCACAUGCACUAUUUGAUGGGUCCCAGUUUGCAAAUUUAGGGUACCAAAAUAAUCCAGAUUAUUUUUAUUACCUCUGUUUAUUACCCCUUUUUCUUUUCUUUUUUUGGUUUUUCCUUUUCUUGUAGGCUUCCAAUUUGUACCAAAUCAUUUGAAUGAUUAGAUUACUCGGACCGAUUCUGUACAUCGGAUGGUUAUGAAGAUUUUUGUAGUGUGUUCUAUUACUAUAACUUUCAGUAUUUUACUAUAUUUUAUUUUU